Molecule: messenger RNA, 609 nt
Organism: Knipowitschia caucasica
Lineage: Eukaryota; Metazoa; Chordata; Actinopteri; Gobiiformes; Gobiidae
Source: the annotation of a GenBank genome assembly
AUGGCUCGCCCCUCCCACGUCCUGCCCCUGUUCCCUGGAGCGGCUCGGGACCCCCUGGACGCUCCGGAGGACCCUCUCCCUGACUACUCGUCAGACGAGGAGGACGCAGGUGAGUUGCAGGUAGGUAGGGCUUUUCUCCUCAUGCGUGGCCGGGACUUGCACGAGCCUUCUGAUGAAGAGGAUGAAGAGGAGGAGGACUGGGACAACGCAGACUCUGGCUACGACAGUCUCUCCGAGGAGGACGUCAGCGAAGAGGAAGACGAGGACAGUGAAGAGGACGACCAGCGUCUUCCUCCAGAGGACUUCUGGGCCGGCCUGCCCCCGUGGGACCCUCCUGCUCCAGCUGUGGGGGUUCCUCAGCAGCGAGCAGUGAGCCCUCCUCCUGCGCCCUGUCCCGUCUUUGAAGAGGAGCGUCGUCCAGGGAAGUCCAGGCGCCACAGGGAUGAAUAUGAAGAGGAAGAGCCCAUCUCCAAGAGGCCGCGCUUCUCCUACUCUGAGGACAUCGAGGAGGAGCCCACCCCCUCCACCUCUGCUGGGACGUCCGGGGGAUUCGUCCACUACUUCCAGCAGCUCCACCUGCUCCAAGACUCCAACUCAGACGAGGACUGA